UAAAACUACGUGACAGAAUUGGAAAUUAAUACCGAAUGAAACAGGAAACAGAAAUUAAAUGAAAAGGAGGAAAUAUGUAUUGCUAUCCCGUAAAAGGAUCACAAACAUUUUUCUGCUGAUCCGCCGACUCCGAUUCAAUAGUGAGAGGAGGAAAUGUGGAUUGUAGCAAUGCUAUUUAUCCUGCUUUAACUCCCCCACCAAUCCUAUACACGUCGUUAUAGUGGGGGUGGGUGGCAUAGGAGACAGGAACUGAAGCCCAAGUAAGCUACCAUGGCUCCUGGAGAGAGGAGUCAGAAACGGAAAUCCCAAUCCUUCAUGGCAAGGGCGUCCCAGAUCUGGCAAAAAUAUGCAACCAAGGACAUGCUUGUAAACCUGAUCUUCAACCCAAAGUACUUAUGGGUUUCAGCUUUGUUAUUCAUAGUGGCAGAGAUCAUUGUCAAUAUAUAUAUCAUCCAAAAGAUUAAAUAUACUGAGAUUGACUGGAUUGCUUAUAUGCAAGAGGUAGAGGGUGUUGUGAAUGGAACAUGGGAUUAUACUAAACUGCGUGGAGAUACAGGACCUCUUGUGUACCCUGCAGGAUUUGUCUACUUUUUCUUAGGGUUGUAUAAAAUCACAAGCAAUGGUGCAAAUGUUCGCCUAGCCCAAUAUAUAUUUGCAGCGUUUUAUAUUAUCACUUUAGUUUUGGUCUUCAGAAUCUUUCACAAGAGUAGAAAG
Messenger RNA from Penaeus vannamei (Pacific white shrimp), 714 nucleotides. RefSeq names its product Alg3, alpha-1,3- mannosyltransferase (gene Alg3). Gene Ontology annotation, molecular function: dol-P-Man:Man(5)GlcNAc(2)-PP-Dol alpha-1,3-mannosyltransferase activity. NCBI's taxonomy places the organism in Eukaryota, Metazoa, Arthropoda, Malacostraca, Decapoda, Penaeidae. Gene Ontology annotation, cellular component: endoplasmic reticulum. The record is from RefSeq and is a predicted model, not a curated record.